Molecule: messenger RNA, 471 nt
Organism: Suillus subalutaceus
Lineage: Eukaryota; Fungi; Basidiomycota; Agaricomycetes; Boletales; Suillaceae
Exons: 2
Coding region: 1-471 (156 amino acids)
Source: RefSeq, a predicted model, not a curated record
AUGUCUUCAUCAGAUGAGUCCGAAUCCACCACCAGAUCCCCAGAUUCCCCUGCCAUCAAGACACCUCUGUGGAGGUCACUAUACGUGUUGUCCACUGCUACAACAGCCGUGAAUGAAAACAAGGUAACUAGUGUGCCAGCAGCAAACAACCCACGUCCUCUCAGGUUCACAGCAGACAACGCGGAAUACUGGGUGAACGAUGCUGGGGAAGCCUUCACAUUCAGAUUCCCUGCAAUGAUUGACUUCGAUGGGCAGUUGGACCGAACGGGUCCAUAUUUCAACCUGCCACAAACUGGUUUGGAUCUGGGAGUGUUGAAAAAAAUGUGCGCCCAAUUUGAGAUCCACCCUCUUGAGGUUGAAGCACAAGACAAAUACCCAGAAGAGGCUAUCAAGUGCCAUUCAUUGGCAUUCAAUAUGCUGAACGUCCUUCAUGGGGAAGCUGAGGAAGCCAGGAACUCACAUGAGUGUUAA